Strongylus vulgaris is the source of this 906-nucleotide messenger RNA. The record is from the annotation of a GenBank genome assembly. NCBI's taxonomy places the organism in Eukaryota, Metazoa, Nematoda, Chromadorea, Rhabditida, Strongylidae.
AUGGCUACGUCUGAUGGCAAUGUUACCUGGUUAUUUUCUGCUUUAUUCCGUAGUUCUUGCCCUAUUCGCGUUCGUUACUAUCCUUUUGAUGAUCAGGCAGGUUAUUCGGUAUGCGAUUUGAAGUUCGCAUCUUGGUCGCACGAUUUAUUCGAGAUUGAUCUUGGUCUCAACACAGACAAGGGCGACCUAAGCAGUUACAUGAAUAACAGCGAAUUUGAUCUUAUCGAUAUGAUAGCCAUAAGAGAGGUUGCGAACUUCCCAUCCAAUUCUCUUUUCAAAUGGCCUACAAUCAUUAUAAAAAUAAAAAUGCAUCGGAGGCCGUUGUUCUACGUAUUCAACCACAAGGAAGGUAUUGUGAGAGCUGAAGGAACGCUAUUGUCACCAUUCGCUCGUAUUGCGCGCAAGAGUAUUAAAGAGAAAGAAGAGCGUAAAGGCUAUUCAUAUCCUCACUUCGGUGUUAUUAUUCCUUGCCUGCUUAUCUCUUCCAUGGCUGUGCUUGGAUUCCUAAUGCCUCCAGAAACUGGGGAAAAGAUCAAUAUGAUUAUUACAACAUUGCUAAGUAUGGGAGUAUAUCUUCAGUCAAUCACGGAGUCAAUACCGCCUACGUCGGAAGCAGUUCCAUUGAUAGGCAUAUAUUACGUUUCUUCGUUGCUGAUGGUUUGCCUAGCAACUUGUGUGAAUGUUAUUACCCUCAAUAUGCAUCGGAAUGGAGCUGCUAAUCAAGGAAGGCAUGUUCCUUGUUGGAUGGAGAAGUGGAUCCUGGGCUACUUGGCAUCGUUAAUGCGGAUGUCCAUACGUGAGCCUGACAACAUAGCUUUGCUGAAAACAGCGCAAGUUAGUUUUUUUGAAAACGAAUUUGACUCAACAGUGAGAGCUGUGUAUGUUGCUACACCCCUUAAUCUUUGA